Suncus etruscus (white-toothed pygmy shrew) is the source of this 801-nucleotide messenger RNA. It is a transcript of the gene B9D1, whose product is annotated as B9 domain containing 1. Lineage: Eukaryota; Metazoa; Chordata; Mammalia; Eulipotyphla; Soricidae. Gene Ontology annotation, cellular component: MKS complex. The record is from RefSeq and is a predicted model, not a curated record. Gene Ontology annotation, biological process: cilium assembly. The coding region runs from base 113 to 727 and encodes 204 amino acids. The transcript has 7 exons.
UCCGUCGCGAACGUCCCACUUGGAAGAAGAAUGUCCCUCGCGGCACGCCGUCUGUUUCCAAGGGAACCCCAGGGUCUCUUGGUUACAGCGCGCUCCGCCCAGGUGCUGGACCAUGGCUACUGCGAGUCCCACCGUCUUUCUACUCAUGGUCAACGGGCAGGUGGAGAGUGCCCAGUUUCCUGAGUAUGAUGAUCUCUACUGCAAGUACUGCUUUGUGUAUGGCCAGGAUUGGGCCCCCACAGCGGGUCUGGAGGAAGGCAUCUCCCAGAUCACCUCUAAGAGCCAAGAUGUGCGGCAAACGCUGGUUUGGAACUUCCCCAUUGAUGUCACCUUUAAAAGCACCAACCCCUAUGGCUGGCCCCAGAUCGUGCUCAGCGUGUAUGGACCAGAUGUGUUCGGGAAUGAUGUGGUUCGAGGCUACGGGGCAGUGCAUGUGCCUCUCUCACCUGGUCGGCACAAAAGGACCAUCCCCAUGUUUGUCCCAGAAUCUACAUCUCAACUUCAGAAGUUCACCAGCUGGUUCAUGGGACGGCGGCCUGAGUACACGGACCCGAAGGUGGUGGCCCAGGGUGAAGGCCGGGAAGUGACCCGCGUUCGCUCCCAGGGCUUUGUCACCCUCCUCUUCAAUGUAGUGACCAAGGACAUGAGGAAGCUGGGGUACGACUGUGGGACGCUGGACACACAGAACACCUUGGGGUCCAGCCCCUCCGAGGGCUUCCCCAGGUGAAGACUGGUCUCUGCCAGGGUAGGGUCAGGAGGGGGGCUCACCAUUUUGUAUAAUAAAAUUGUCUCUUUUGCCAA